AUUUAUGCCUGUGCGAAUAGCAGAAUACAGCGAGCGGAAAAAAGAGUGCAUACAGGACUUUUAAAAACGUAAUAUAAAUAAAAGGAGAUUAUAUUGUAAACUCAACCGAGAAACAGUGAAACACAGACAAUGGACGAAACAGAAGAGGAAGGCCAAAAGUAUAUUGAAGGAUAUAUUCGACAUACAAUUAAAUGAGAAACGCAAAGUAUUGAGGCUCUUAAAAGGGACACAACACAGCUUUCAGAGAGGAUACGAAGUCGAGAAGAAGAAAUACGAACAGCUAGAGAACGGGAAACGAAGCUGAAAGAAAAAAUAGAGAAACUGGAGAAGGAAUGUACCGAACUAAAGAACAGUUCAGAUGAUGCUCUAGCAACAAAGGAGAGAGAAUUAAAAGAAACAAAACAAGAGUUAAAAGAAUUGCAGGAAAACAUGACAUACAAGGAAAGAGUUUUAAUGGAAUGCAAAGAACAAUACAGAAUAAAAGAUGAGGCGUUAAGGACAUCCGGAGAAGAGUCAAGUCAGUUGAACACAGAGCUGAUCGAAGAAUUAAGACUACAAGUGCAGAGAUAUCAAAGGUUAACUAAAACAGUUUCGGAAAAGGGAGAUGAAAUAGACAGGUUAAAAAUGAGACUUUCAGAAAAGGAAGAGGAACUUAAAAGAAAAAAAAACAAUGGACAAAAACUGUUUUCUCUAUUCCUGGCUGUUUUUGGACUGUCAUGUCUCACUUCAGACGCCUGCAGGAACAUACAUAAGUGUCUACCCACCGGGCAUAAAGGGAUUUAAUCCAACUCAACUUAACGUGGUACAAUCUCUACAGGAGGAUUGUAAGCGCCUAGGACAUCCAGAUCAUAUUAUUCCUUUGUUCGGUCUUAAUGUUGACGAUAUAGAUGAUUGGUACAAAUUAAUUGAUGUAGACCAUGAACGAUGGACAGCGGAUAACAGUAUGCUCGAAACCGCACUAACCAAAGGAUCGGACGAUUUAGGGAAGUACUUAGAAGAAUACAAACACACGAAUACAAAAAGUGCAGAUUACAUAUAUUCAGCUGCCUGGUAUUAUUCACUGGGAAAAUAAACAAAAACGGUACCGAACAUAAUUAUUAUAUGUUGCAUGAACCAUAUUACUUAACGGCAAAAGUAUUUUAAUGUAUUAGAGUAUACUGUCUACGAUAUGUAAACACCAAUAUAACACGCAUUAAAUCAGAAAAUUGAAAUAAUGUGAUGAUGUCGGAUGAUAUAAAGGAAACGUUGAUUUGGGUAACAAGUGCACGUAAUUGUUUAUACUGACCUGCUAUUGGGAGACCUCAUUCGUGUGGAAGAUCUUAAUCGUAUUUUCCUAAUAAGUUCUUCAUCACAGCUGAUUUACGUCUACGUUUACGUCUACGUAUCAAAGUUCUAAUACAAAGGCGGAAACCUUAUGCUUUGCGUCAUCUUUAUACGUUUGAUGAUAUUUCAUUGCAUUUAAUAACUUUAUUGUUUUGAUCGCUGUUUUGUACUUACUCAAGUGAUAAUGCAUAUUUUUAAAAUAUAAAAUGGGCAUUUACAAAUACGGUUGACACUCAAUCUUAUAAAACAUCAUCCGGUAUCAGUUUGCAAAUCCUCUUUUUUUGCAAACGUAUUGUUAAUUGUAUUUGCAACAUCAACUUAAAUUGGAAGGAAAAAUAUGCUUUUAGUUAAAACAGUUUUCAGAAAUAAAAACAGAUAAGAACAUACA
Mya arenaria is the source of this 1711-nucleotide messenger RNA. RefSeq lists its product as uncharacterized. The transcript has 11 exons. The record is from RefSeq and is a predicted model, not a curated record. NCBI's taxonomy places the organism in Eukaryota, Metazoa, Mollusca, Bivalvia, Myida, Myidae. Bases 430 to 783 code for a protein of 117 amino acids.